UUCUGAUUUCUAAUUGACUAGUUUGAUGUCGCUGGUAGUAAGAUUGUCCAUCCUCUUUUUCUUCUUCAUUUUCCAUAGAAGCUUCCUGGGUGUGACGGUUCACUAUAUAGAUGAACAGUCUCUGGAAAGAAGAUCCGCAGCGCUUGUGUGCCAACGGCUCUCGGGUCGUCACACCUACGACGUAAUCGCGACAGCGCUCCACGCAGUAUUUGUGGAAUACAAGAUUCUGCACAAGAUAUGCGUCGUCAUCACGGACAACGGUUCAAACUUCGUGAAAGCAUUUAGGUAGGUUACAAGGCUGCUUCUGUUGCAAUCUCAUUGUCUACACUGAGGUUGCCUAUUUUUAAUAUCUUAAUGCUUCCCAAAAAAGAACUAAAGCUGCAGUAUGAGCGUUCCACUUGAUUUCAGCAGUGCUUCUUUUGAUCGCAAUGAACCAAUGAGCUUCGCACGCUGUAUCCGCGGAUCUCGAUGACUGUGGAGUUCCACGUACUCGACUAUAGCAUACAUAGGUUCAUUUUGUAACCUUACCAUUUACGAAAGACCUCUGCGUAUCCUUCGGAAACCUAAAUAGUUAAGUGGUUAUUUUGUAGAGUGAGGAAUUAAAACACAAGCAGGCUCUGGAGGCAUUAUCAUAAAAAGCCCCGAGACUAAAAAAGACGAGAGGCAAAUGCAGCGCAGGCACAACACACAAACUUUACGCAUUGUGUCGUCUCCGUCUUUCCAAAAGACAGGGAGUUCUGUUUUAAUAGGAUAUUUUCAUUUUUCUAAAGCCCAUUAGUAUGUUAUAUUAAAUACUUGUUUCUGUUAGAAGCGUGCCACAGAUGUACGUCUGCGCGGGUAUAGUCGUCGUGUUUAUCUUUCUUUUUUUAAUCGGUAUUAACCUUCGCUUCCUUCUUGCCUUUCUCUAAGUUUUAUUGUUAAGUGAGUGCUCUGUCCUGUCCCAUAUUUUUUCCCUAGCUACCUGUACUUUUAUUUCAUAGUGUUUAACUGACUAGCCCAUCAGAUUAUAUUAAUGCUGUAUAAAAAGGUUCAACCUCCACCAGCUCGUUUCCGCGCUAACUUAUUGGGAAUUUCCCCUUUUUCGGUACGCAGGGUCUUUGGAGAAACAGUUCAAGAAGAUCUAGAUUUUGUGGCAAAUAGCAUCACUGACGUGCUCGACAGUGGAUCCAACAAUGAUUCGUCUCAGGAGAUCCACCUGCCACGGCACAGGCGGUGUGCCGCGCACACAUUGAACCUCGUCGCCUCGGUCGAUGCUGAAAAUGCCGGCAACAACGUUGCCUACCGCGAAAUGGCGAGGACUGUUUUCGCAAAACUAAAGACUCUUUGGAGAAAGCAAGCCCAGUCUGUGCAGGCAGCCGAAGCUAUAAAAACUGCCUUGGGAAGGCAGCUCCCUGUGCCAAACGCAACACGAUGGAAUUCGUUGUUCAACGCCGUGAAGUUCAUAAACGAGCUUCCGAAAGGGAGGGUGGACGCAACGUUCGACGCACUUUCGUUGCCACGAUUGCAACAUGAGGAAUCCCUGUUCAUUGAUGAAUACUGCAAGGCGAUGUACGCUGUGGCAAAGGCGCUAGAUAUAUUACAAGGUGAGCAAUACAUGUACAUGGGCGUCCUGCAGCCAACACUUCACUCUCUGCUGCGGUACCAGCGAUCCCUCCCGCCGCUGAAGUACUGCACACCCCUUGCUAGCAGCCUUCAGGAGGCAGUCACGAAGAGGUUUUCCCAAGCUCUGGAGGAUGCCGAUCUGGCCCUGGCAGCGGCGGUCCAUCCCAAGUUCAAGCUCUCCUGGAUGACAGAAGAGCGGAAAGCUGCGACGUUACGACUUCUUGAGGAAGAGUGCCGUACACUGGAGACAUUUUGUAAUGAAAAUGCUGCCACCAGUGAAGGAAGCGACGAAGACGACCUAUUUUUUCAGUUGCCUCCAGUUUCUACUUCAUGCUCCGAGGUCCAACAGUGGGUCAGCGAUCCGGGAACUGAUACCAGCGAGCUGGCGAAGUUCCCCAAGAUAAAGAAGAUUUUUAUCCAGAGAAAUACGGGGAUUCCGUCCAGCGCGCCGGCUGAACGUCUGUUCAGUAAAGGACGCGACAUUUUCUCCAUCAAGAGGGGGAAGCUCUCCGAUGCAAACUUUGAAAAACAACUCAUUCUAAAGUGUAACGAGUUUUGCAAAUAAAUUCCCUUCUCCCCA
Rhipicephalus sanguineus (brown dog tick) is the source of this 2182-nucleotide messenger RNA. RefSeq names its product zinc finger BED domain-containing protein 4. The transcript is spliced from 3 exons. NCBI's taxonomy places the organism in Eukaryota, Metazoa, Arthropoda, Arachnida, Ixodida, Ixodidae. The coding region runs from base 1013 to 2167 and encodes 384 amino acids. The record is from RefSeq and is a predicted model, not a curated record.